This is a messenger RNA of Plutella xylostella (diamondback moth), 9110 nucleotides long. The record is from RefSeq and is a predicted model, not a curated record. Lineage: Eukaryota; Metazoa; Arthropoda; Insecta; Lepidoptera; Plutellidae.
AUCGAAAACGAACGUUUUGAUGUUUGACAAAAAUGGUGCGAUGUAGCCAAUAAUGACAAGCCCGAGACGAGUGAAAAAGAGUGGUGCUCAGUGUCUACAGAGCAGCUUGGACUGGGACUCCCCCUCCGCGGAGACAGGCACGGUGCGCCGGCGCCGCUCCUGCCCCGACGCCGCGCGCCCCGCGCCCCGCCCCGCCGACAUCGCGGAGGUACUCACGCCCACAGACUCAGAGAGCGGCACCUCCAGGAGCGACAAAACAGACUCACUAGUCGAGGUAGAAGAAAGAAUUUCAUGCAUCAUCAACGAAAAUAGAUCAUCCCAAAGCAACUCGGAGUCGAGCGAAGUAGAUAUUAUAAUAGACAGCAUAUUAGCUAACCCUGAUGAAAGCGAAUCGUUUGCAAAUGUUCAAAAUGAAGCUUUUGUGUCGGACCGAAGUAAGACCUUUAUCAAGGCCCAACCCGAGGUCUGUGCAAGAGGUGGUUCGAUAUCGAUGCAGCCCUCGACUUUAGAACGGAAUAAAAUUAAAGAUAGGAGAUUAAAAGCUCCGACGCCAAUACAGAAGCUCAACAAAUCCAUAGAUUUUAUAAAAAAUACCCCAAAGCUCAAUAAAGAUCUACCUAAGGUAGAAAGUAAACCAAGUGUACUUCCAGUUUACAGAAGUACACUGCAAGGACAAGAAGUAGACUUAAGUGCAAGUCCAAAGAAAAAGGUUGCGUCUAAAUUAAGAUUGCCGUUUUCCCCUACUAGAACAAUGGACAAACCGAAGUCAAAUUUCUUUCAAGGAAAAUCUCCUUUAGAUAGCAAACCGACAUCAUUCUUAUCAUCGCCGGUGAGACGCACGAUCUCGAACGAGUAUGUGCGUCUGAAGUUCUCCAACGACACCCUGGUGCGGCGCACCAUACACGGCAAGUCAGUCCCGAAGAUCAUGCCGAACAUACAGUCAAUAAUACCCGAGAGCCCCGUGGACAACGAGGACCCCUUCCUCAACCUCAGCCCGAACAAAAAAUACACAGUGACAGUAAACAACAAAGUCCGCUGCGACAAGGAUAACUACGUGAUCUUCGAUCCGAACACGGGAUUUACGCCGCUGCAAACUUCGAAGAGUCGUCUGGGUUGUAAGCCUCCGAGCGGGGAUAAGUCGAAGAUUCCGCUGAAGUCUCCUGUUGGUGAGCGGGCGGGGGCGGGGCGUCCGGCUGUGAAUGUGAGUGACACUGAUAGUGGUAUCCUGAGCCCCAGCUCGCCCGCGGAGACCAGCGCGGACGAGGCCUGCGCCUACGCCAACGCCGCCGCCGUGCGCGCCUCGGCCAAGAGAACUGCAGCUUCCCUCGACAUACAGAUCGUCGACCCCGGACUGGCCAAGAAAGCUACAGAGCAAAUCAAGAUCUACACGGACUGGGCGAACCAUUACCUGGAGCGGGCGCGGUCGCGGCGGCGCGCGGGGACCGCGGCCGGGGGGCUGGCGCGGGACUGCGCCGACGGGGUGCUGCUGGCAGACGUGUUGGAGGGCGUCACGGGGCUGAGGGUGCCGCGCGCGCACCGCAAGCCACGGAACCCGCAGCAAAUGUUGGAGAACGUGCAGUGCUGCCUGGAGUUCUUACACGCUCAGAAGGUUCAAGGACUUGAACAAGUGACAGCAGUUGACAUCAGAGAUGCAAAAUUAAAAGCUGUGCUUGCAUUAUUUUUUGCACUGAGCCGUCACAAGCAAGCAUCAAAACAGAGAUCAGCGCCAUCUAGUGAAAAUGUGUCAAAUCUUGGAAAGAACUCGGCAGACGGCGUGUCAUUAAGUUCAGUACAACGAAUCACAGGGGGCAGCAGCUGUGAUGAAAUUUUAAGCUGUGGCAACAACGCAGAUAUGACGACACUUACGGCUAACAGACAGGUGUCGGUGCUGCAGUCGUCGAUCCCGGCGCCCGCGUCGGCGGUGGCGGUGCGGCGCGCGCCCGACAAGCGGCCGCUGCCCGCCACGCCCGUGCACGCAGGUGGCAAAAGCGGAUUUUCGGCGAGUUCCAGCCGGUCGACAAGUCCUCAGGGGGCAGUGAGCUUCAUACCGCGGGCACCCAACUCUACAUCAGGAUCACGUCCCAACUCAUCACUGCUGGCACCAGGCAGUAAAAUACCGUCAAGCCCCUACACGCAACAAUCGCAGCAACAUUCACAAACUGCUCUCCCGAAUGGGACCCCAACAAAGCAGUCCAUGCUUGAUAAACUAAAGCUUUUCAACAAAGACAAAACAAACAACGAAAAACAGCACAAAAACACAACAGUGUCAAAACGUACUAGUUCUUCCAGCGGGUUCUCUUCGGCCAAGAGCGAGAGAUCCGACUCUAGUUUAAGUCUCAACGAAUCGUCCAACACAUCCAACGCACAUAUCAAGUCUUCUAAUCUACUAGGCCCCAAAAACAUAAGACAAAACGACACAUUAUCAAAAGAUAAGUCCAAUAAGAAUGCUAAGUCUAAACUAGUUAAUUCUAAGGCCCUCAAAGAUUCUUCCACGAAUUUAAAUAAACUAAACAGUAAGACUAAUAAUAAUGAAAAAUCAAGUAGAAAUAGUCCGAAACUGCCAGCUAGAGAGAAGGAAUCCAAAUUGGCAGCUCCCAAGUCCAUUAGUAAUACUAAAUUAAAUCAGAUUGAGGAUAUGAGAAACACGAAAGUGAAACAAGAUUCUAAAAUGGUGAAACUUUCUGGAAGUCAGUUGAAGUUAAGUGAUCAUAGGAAUGAUAAUAGUGCAGACUCAAAAUCCAAUGAAAACGUUUCUAAUCAUACGAAAGGCUUGACUCAGCCUCAAACUCCUACUGGUGGACAAAACUUUUGUAAUCAAAAUCAAAAUUUGACUGGCAUUCCAAAACCAACAGCUGCCGUCAAGGGUACCUUCAAAAUAGCUAAAGACGAUAGGCAUAUAAUUAACAAGAGUACAAAUAGUCAAUUAAGUCCUAUACAAAGCAAUUCUAGUUUAAAUUCUACUAAUAAUGUAAGUGCACUUCCGUUCAAUAGAGAACAAUCUAAUAUAAAUAAGGAUGUGAGUCAGAAACAGACCCUAGCUGUCUCGCCCAUGCCUGUCACAGCCAGCUCACAGAUGUCAGAAAGCUCCCACUCAAACUCUGGUCAGCAUUCUAACUCUAGUGAUAGUAGUGUGAUAUACCGACCGUCCAGUGAAUCCGGAUCCGAAAUGUCUAAGUCUGCGACUCAUAAUGCGAUGCAAAACCGGAGGGUAGACAUGAAUACAACUUACAUAAACGAUGUGAUAAAUGAAGCAGAAAAUUCGGAAAAAGAAGCUGCUCAGAAGCGCCUUAUGGACAGAGCCGGACUAAGGCUUCCUGGGUCAGAUCCGAACAGAAUGACGGCGGAGUCAAAUAGACACGCAGAAAAUGCAAGUCGGUCUAGCACUCCGUCACACUGUCGAGAUAAUUCUCUGGGAGAUGAUGAGAAUCCAAUGAUGAACGUAGUCCCAAUGAGGCCACUACUGCGCGGUUACAACAGCCACUUAACACUCCCAAUGCGUACCACCGGAAUGACACAGAAAAACAUACCGGGCUACCCUCACCAUGCUAACACAGUUAAAGCUAACUUUGGCAGGGAGAACAUGAGCCUACGAGACAGAUUGAAUUACGGUCCGGGUUUCACAAACCCUGACUACUGCGACCUUGAUAUCGCCUCGGGGUAUAUGUCAGAUGGUGAUUGUUUGAGAAGGAUCAAUGUAAACGAGAUAGAUCGGGCGAGACACAAUGACAUAAUGGACGGAUACAUGUCCGAAGGAGGCGCUUCGCUCUACGGUCGACGCAUCAACUUUCAGCAGUCAUCUGGCCUUCAGCAGUUAGAUGAAAGACGCGUCGCCCGUAACCGCGGCAUGGAGGGCAGCGGCGUGGUGUACCGCGUGGUGGGGCGCGCGCGCAGCAAGGCCGACUGCGCGCAGCAGACGGAGCGCCAGCCGCCCGCCAAGGACACCACCUGGAAGAAGUACACCGACUCGCCCGGCGUGGGGACGCCGCCGGGCCAGCAGCCGGGCGCCCCGCCGAGUCCGUCGCACAGCCGCAAGGGCGAGCGGCGCGCCGGCCACCACUCGCCGCAGCAUCACAAGCGGGAGAAGCUCACUGCUGCCCAACAGCUCGGCCUUGCGCCGCAUCCGCAGUACCCCUCUGGUAAUAAUGCGACUGGUCAACAAUCUAGAAGUGCUGCCUCUCAGCUCCAGACUCCAAGCAGUGGCUCUCGGCCAUCGAGCGCGGCGAGCGGCAGCAACGGCAGCGGCAACGGCAUCUCCAGCAAGGCUAAAGUUCCUCAAAGCUUCGGCUACGUUAAGAGGCAAAAUGGUGUUCAGCAACCUGCACAAACAAAUGGAACUUCACAGCAUGGUGGGCGGACUGCGCAAGUGUCGGCUGUACCAAGAACGAAAGUAAAAGUUUCUGGCGGCACUCAAACCUGUACCCAGGAUUUACAAAUACACAAAAAUGGAAUUGGACCAAAAUCAUUCUCACUGGGUGGCACUGCAGCUGCUCAGCUGUCUGCAUCGGUCAGAGAGCGGCUGCUGGGCUCCCAGUCUUUGCCCAAACCCGGGACACAUGAAUUUGCAGCCUUGUUCCAGCAUCAUCGAAUCACUCCGAGAGGUGGCAUCAAGAUCAGUGAUGGGAGUCUGUCAGACACUCAGACAUACUCGGAAGUGAAAUCUGAUUAUGGUAUACCUUAUGCUCCGUGGCUGCGACACAGCAACACUUACUCGGCGAGCGGGCGCCUGUCCCAGGGCGAGUCGCUGGAGUCGCUCAGCUCGCUGCACUCGGCGCACGCGCACGCCCCCCCCUCCCACCACCACCGCAGCUCCCUCACACACAAUAAGCUCAUCUUGCACCGCGACGCACAGGGCGGCAGGCUCAACAGGAGCAACAGUAUUAGCUAUCUGAGAGAUAGGACGUUCCCAAGAUCGACGAAGUCUGAAAAGCUGUACCCGUCGAUGCUGCAGCGGUCCUCGGAGAGUGACUACGAGCCGUACUACUGCCUGCCUGUGCAGUACGGAGCUGGCGGUCAAGGUCUAAACUACGGCGUGUCGGAGCCGCCGUCGCCGUCGCCGCGCUCGGCGCUCAGCCCCACGCACCAGCCCGGCAGCGCGCUGCACACGCCGAGGCACUCGCACCACUACUCCAAGAAGAAUGACGACGCGCACGGGUCAACGGCGUCGCUGGUGUCCACGGCCUCCUCGCUGGCCGCCGGCGCCGGCUCCGAGGAGAGGCAGCAGCAUGAGGUUCGGAAACUGCGGCGAGAGUUGGCUGAUGCCAAAGAAAAGGUCCACACGCUGACGACUCAAUUGACAACAAAUGCGCACGUGGUGUCGGCCUUCGAGCAGAGCUUGUCCAACAUGACGCAGCGGCUGCAGCAGCUCACAGCCACUGCUGAAAGAAAAGACUCUGAGUUGACGGAGCUGCGGCAGACGAUCGAGCUGCUCCGGAAGCAGUCCAUCCAGGCGGGGCUCACCACCGCGCACAUGCAGUCCAUGGGCAUCAGCCCCAUCGUCAACGUGUCCGGACCACCCCCAACGCAGGCGGAGGCUCCGAGCGCGCAGGGGCCGCAGGGGUCGCCGCAGCGGCUGCUGCAGGCCGGCAACGGCGCCAUCACGAGACAUCUCUCCACGGACAGCGUCUCCAGUAUUAAUAGCCUUAGCAGUGGCUCCUCGGCGCCGCACGACAAAAAACACAAGAAAAAAGGAUGGCUGCGCUCAUCGUUCACGAAAGCGUUUUCCCGCAACGCGAAGAUCUCAAAGACAGCGAAGCAUUCGUCCCUCGGGCAACUAUCAUCGCAAGACAGUUCUUCGGGCUCGCACCACUACGACGACCCGCACACCAUCCGCGAGGGCUCCAACGAGAACAGUCUCGAACACUCGCACGAACUACUCGACGCGCCCAAGGAUAAGCCCGCCAGUGAGGAGACCAAAGAAAAAGCGGAAGACGCGGUGCUAGUGGACGAGCUGAAGCGGCAGCUGCGCGAGAAGGACCUGGUGCUGACCGACAUCCGCCUCGAGGCGCUCAGCUCCGCGCACCAGCUCGAGAGCCUCAAGGACACCGUCAUCAAGAUGAGGAACGAGAUGCUGAACCUGAAGCAGAACAACGAGCGCCUGCAGCGGCUGGUGACGUCACGCUCGCUGGCCGGCAGCCAGAGCUCGCUGGGCGCCGGCGGCGAGGACCCGCGCCGCUUCAGCCUCGCCGACCAGCCCACCAUGCACCAGAUGGAAAUGCAUUCCCAGCCUUUAGACCUCGACUUCAACUGCAUUAGUACGACACCUACAAUGGAUUUUUCCAAAAAAGGCUCUCCAAAGUCGGCUAUCGGCGAACCAAUCUAUGGGAACAAGACAGUUUGUGAACUGAGCGAGAACAGUGAAGCCAUGCUGGGCGGCUUGAACGGGACGGAUAUCUUCGCUACCAACGGACUCGGCGGGUCGGACCGGCUAAGUGGGGAUUACGAUAUAAACGCCGUCCUGCCGCCACCUAAGUCCCGGGAAUUAGCCAUCGGAGAGAGCUACUCGGAUAUCGGUGCAGCGGAAAGCCAAGGUGAUACUACGGACGGCAAGAAAAUAGCUAUAGCUGUAUAUUUAGGACAACCAGAAACAUUCCAAAGAUAUUUCGAAGAAGUGCAAGACACACUUACUGAGUCGGAAUGCAGAUUCUACGCGAAGCAAUCCGCCUUCAACAACCACUACGAGAAGCAAGGCAGCUUCGACUCGCCGCGCAUGUCGACGAACCACAGUCCCGAAGUAGAGAUUCAGGAGUACCCCCCCACUAUUAAUAAGUCAAACACAAAUAGCCUUAAAAGCAAUAAGUCUACGCACAGUAGUUCGUAUAAGAAAGUUUACAAUAGUGACUCGACAAUAAACUGCAACGAGUUUGUGAUAGCUCACACUUAUAUAUCUGGCAAGACGACUUGGCAGAACUUAGAUUACAUAGUUAGGAAGACAUUCAAGGAUUACCUGUCGCGGAUAGACCCGGGCACCAACCUGGGGCUGAACACGGACUCGAUCACGUCGUACCACCUGGGCGAGGCGACGCGCGGGCCCGAGAUGGGCUUCCCCGAGCUGCUGCCGUGCGGCUACAUCGUGGGCACCGUCACCUCGCUCUACAUCUGCCUGCAGGGCGUCGGCAGCCUCGCCUUUGACAGCCUUAUACCAAAAAAUAUUGUUUAUAGAUAUGUUUCGUUACUGUCAGAGCACAGACGUGUGAUAUUGUGCGGGCCUAGCGGUACAGGAAAGUCGUACUUGGCAGCAAAACUUGCCGAAUUCUAUGUACAAAGAACGCAACGACGAGGCAACCCUGCUGAAGCUGUGGCUACUUUCAACGUGGACCGCAAGUCGGGCAACGAGCUGCGCGCGUACCUCACCAACAUCGCGGAGCAGUGCGGCGCGGGCGAGCAGGCGGCGCUGCCGGCGGUGGUGCUGCUGGACAACCUGCAGCACGCCUCCGCGCUGGGGGACGCCUUCGCGCCGCUGCUGCCGCCCGGCAACCGCUCCAUGCCCGUCAUCAUCGGAACAAUGUCUCAAGCGACGUGCAACACGACGAACCUGCAGCUGCACCACAACUUCAGGUGGCUGCUCACCGCCAACCACAUGGAGCCAGUCAAAGGGUUCCUAGCAAGGUAUCUCCGUCGCAAGCUGUUCGCGCUGGAGCUGCGCUUGGGCCGCCGUGAGCCGGCCCUGGCGACCGUGCUGGAGUGGCUGCCGGGCGUGUGGGCCACGCUCAACGCCUUCCUGGAAGCACACUCGUCCAGUGACGUCACCGUCGGGCCGCGGCUCUUCCUCGCCUGCCCCAUGGACCUUGAGGCUAGCCAGGCGUGGUUCGCAGACGUGUGGAACUACAGCAUCGUCCCGUACGCGUCGGAGGCGGUGCGCGAGGGGGUCGCGCUGUACGGGCGCCGCCGCCACGCCGCCGUCGACCCGCUGCAGCACGUCAAGUCCACCUACCCGUGGCGGGAGCCCAACCACUCGCAUACCCUCAGCGCUAUAACAGUUGAAGAAAUUGACUUAGAAGAGACUAACCAGAAUUCCAGCACCAAUAAUAACCAAGAUCCACUGUUGAACAUGUUGAUGCGGCUCCAGGAGGCAGCCAACUACAGCGGCAACCAGAGCCAGGACUCCGACAACGCCAGCCUCGACUCCAACCUCACUCACGACAGCUCCAUGGGCAACGAGCUUUGAACUCACUAAAUCAUACUACUUAUAUCUAAACCACGGAUUAUACAUUUUUCAUACAGAGGCACUAUUACAGCCACUAUUUUGAUAUCAAUGUAAAUACAGUGAAGUCAACAUGUAUUCUUUUUACUAUAGGAACCUACCUAAGUAUUUUUAUUUUAUUAGCACAGUAUCGUCUAAAAAUAAGAUCUGUGUGUCUCUACGCAAAGCCAAAUAGUUGCCAUAUGUAAAUUAUUUAUAUUAUGUAUCUAUUUAAGUGUUAAUUUUUUAUUUAGAUUACUAUAAAUUCGAUUCGACUUUUGAGUGUGAUUAAAAAAUUAGGUAAAUUAUGAAACUGCCUAUUCUGCUGUAUUUGCAAAAUAUAUUCAAAUAAAAGAGCGAGAGUAGGUACUUUUCAAACCAGAACAAACUGUUAAUCUAUUAUUUUUGUUUCCAAAAUUAUUGUGAUUAUUGUUUUUUUUACUGUAAGUUAGUAAAAUUAUUACUUUGAGAAAGGACGCAUAAUCUUGCAAGAAACAAAUAGCAGUGAGUGCCUGGAGUAAGUAUUUUUGCAUUUUUAUGAAACAAUCGUGAAGUGUAAUUGUUACUGUUAUUAUUAAAGCGAUGUAGCUUUUACUAUUGUUAUAUUUUUUCAAAGUUAGGGUAAGAACCGCAUUUGUAUUACUACUGUAUUGUAUGUAGUUAUAGUAUAUGUAAUUUUUAUACCAUUUUCAUAUAAAACUCAUGUACCUAAUAAAGUAUUUAUAGGUGUAAAUAAAAAACUUUUAAUAUAAUUUUUUUCUAUGCGAUUGCACUAACUGCCCUAUGCCAUAAACAAUAUAAUGGCAACUUGUAUAGAGAUGUGUAACAACAUAGUGUUUGAAUAUUGAUUGAAUUGUGUGCAUAACAAGAACGUGAUAUCUACAAUCUAUGCUUUACGAAAUUGUGAAAUAAACAUUGAUUAUAUAAACCA